Ziziphus jujuba (common jujube) is the source of this 1456-nucleotide messenger RNA. RefSeq names its product cytidine deaminase 1. Gene Ontology annotation, cellular component: cytosol. The record is from RefSeq and is a predicted model, not a curated record. The transcript has a single exon. Gene Ontology annotation, molecular function: zinc ion binding; cytidine deaminase activity. The coding region runs from base 218 to 1204 and encodes 328 amino acids. NCBI's taxonomy places the organism in Eukaryota, Viridiplantae, Streptophyta, Magnoliopsida, Rosales, Rhamnaceae.
ACCCCUCGCUGUGGUGGUAGCAAAAAUCCACUUGGAGAUAGAAGAAAGUGGGGGUUGUGUGUUUCUCUCUAUAAAUCAACGAAAAAUGCCAUCUUUCAACUCCUCCCUCGCUUCCUCACUUCCAGGAAGGAGCUCUCUCUCUCUCUCUCUCUCUCUGUGUUUUCCGAAUAAGAUUUAGAUAUCUCCGGGCGAGUUCAAUAGCAGAAGCCGGGUCAACAUGGACCCACCCAGAUUCGUUAUCGAAGCCUUGGAAGCAGAAUCGAUGGCUAACCAAUCGGGCCUCACCGUCCACCAACUCCUAGCGUCCCUGGUGAAGCCGGCCCAGUCCCUCGCUCGCCCAUCCAUCUCCAAGUUCCAUGUGGGGGCCGUCGGGUACGGAUCCUCCGGUCGGAUCUUCCUCGGCGUUAACCUGGAGUUCCCAGGUCUCCCGCUCCACCACUCUGUCCACGCCGAGCAGUUCCUGGUCACCAACCUCUCAAUCAACGCCGAAACUCGACUCGAAUACAUCGCCGUCUCCUCCGCACCUUGUGGGCAUUGCCGCCAAUUCUUCCAAGAAAUCCGCGGAGCGUCGGAUAUCAAGAUCCUAAUCACUUCCGCCGAUCACGACGACGACAAGGACAAACGGAACCAGCCCCAGUGCGACCGAUUCAACCCGCUUUUGCACCUUUUGCCGCAGAGGUUCGGGCCCGACGACCUUCUGGAAAAGGACGUGCCUUUGAUUUUGGAGGCACACCAUAACGGGCUCUCUCUUUUGAGCCAAAACCACCAGAAACUCUGUAACGGCUUAUGCGACGGGGAGCAUUCAGUUUCUGGGGAUGAUCAAAUUCACGAUGACCUAAAGAUUGCAGCUUUAGAGGCUGCCAACAAGUCUCAUGCCCCCUACAGUGGAUGCCCAUCUGGGGUGGCCAUUUUGGAUUCUGAGGGGAAGAUAUUCAAAGGGUCUUACAUGGAAUCCGCGGCUUACAAUCCCAGCUUGGGCCCUCUUCAGGCGGCUCUGGUGGCCUAUAUUGCUGGUGGAGGCGGUGCAUAUGACAAAAUUGCUGCAGCCGUUUUGGUGGAGAAACAAGGUGCUUUGGUUAGACAGGAGCACACUGCAAAGCUGCUCUUGCAUACCAUUUCGCCUCGCUCUGCCUUUCGGGUAUUUCAUUGCGAUUCGUCUGGUUUUGAUAACUGUAAAAAAGCAGCCUUAGUUGAUUAUGAUUGAUUCAUGAGAAAUUGUGAUCAUCAUCAUCAUUUGUAAUCUGUUCUCUGCCCAUUUGGAUGAUGAAUAUUGAAUGGAGCUAACGGAGAGCAAUCUCUCUACUGUCCUCUGUGCCAUCUCUUUUUAGCAUUCGUUCCGGUUGGUACUAUUAGGUGUCUUAAUCUUUUUUCUGUAUUGGAUUUGAUGGGUUUUCUCUUUUAUUCGAUUGUACUGUUCAUAUAUCAAACAUAAAUUUUUGGCUCCUUCUUUCCAUUA